Condylura cristata (star-nosed mole) is the source of this 2483-nucleotide messenger RNA. RefSeq lists its product as uncharacterized. The record is from RefSeq and is a predicted model, not a curated record. NCBI's taxonomy places the organism in Eukaryota, Metazoa, Chordata, Mammalia, Eulipotyphla, Talpidae. The transcript has 4 exons. Bases 1 to 474 code for a protein of 157 amino acids.
AUGGCUUUAAAAGAUGAAUUCAGGCACAGAACCCAUGGUCUCAUUCCUCCCCCUCCUUCAGCCCACAAAAGCCUGGCCUCAAAGAUCUUCUGCUUGUGCUGCAGAGACUGUAGGGAGCCCCAAGAUAUGGAUGAUUCCAGCUCCUCCAGUCAAACCCAAGAACACCAGACACUGACCGGAAUGGAAUUGUCAUUGCCAGGUUUGCAGCUUCAGAAGAAUGAACUUGGCAGACAGAAUCCCAAGCACACCAACCCAGGCAAACCCCUGAUCCAUCCAGAAGAGGACACCUUCAGCAGCAGCUUUGAGUUUGAGACACGACCAUUGGUCCCUGUCCAAGCAACCCCCCAUCCAGCGCUCUCUCUUCUUUCAGCUCUGCGGGCCAGCAAUUCAGAAAGACGCUUUUACAAGAGAAACCUCAACCGGUACUCCCAGGAGCGCUGGCCAUAUCAGCGGUGCCUCAUCGGGAAGCCCUGAGCCUUCUAGGCCCGGCCCACGCGUGGCCGAGGCUGCACAGCCGCCCGUGACGCGCGGAGCAAAGGGCGCGGAGCCCGGGCCAUGAGGACGGAUUCGGAAACUCCCCCCCAGGAGGAGAAGACGUCUGAGCCACCCCUGUGCCGCCAGCAGUCACUCCAGCUCCUGGAAAAGCCACCCAGGGAGGGUCUACCUCCAAUUAAACUCUGCUGCCAUCUCAGCACCUGUCUCUCCUUUUCGCCCCCUGGGCCUCACCGGGGAGUUUCUCUUGGGAGCAACGUUGUGUCGUUUUUAAAUAUAUUGACCCAACCAGCUAACCUGAAACAUUUUUUUUUUUUGAUCUUUUGGAUAGCUUUAUCUUUAAUUUUGGAUUCAUGUCAAACUUACAGAAAAGUUGCUAGACUAGCACAAAGGUCCAGUGGACCUUUACCUGGACGUACCAACUGCUGCUCUCACCUCCACCUGCCUCUCCACUGCUUUCCUCUCGCUCCCAGUCACUGCCUUCUAACCAUCCCAGAGUGGGACCUGGCACCCCCCUCGCCCAACCCCUCCCCUGGCUCCUAAAUGCUUCGGUGUGAGUUUCCUGGAACCAGGGUACUCUUAAGCAACUACGGCACAGUUUCAAAAGCAAGAAAUUCUACCUUAAUACAAUGCCAAGUGAAUUUCAUCAGUUGUCCCCAAAAUGUCUUAAACUGAUUUUUUUUUUUUUUUUGCAUGAUGCAGGAUCUUAGCCAAGAUCCCGAAUUGCAUGUGGUUGGCAUAUCUAGUCUCUCUAAUCUGGGACAGUUUUGUCUUUCUGUUCCUGAGCUUUAUCUUUCUGAGGACACAGGCACAACUGGCACACAGAACACCCUUCAGUUUGUGUAUGACUGGAUUCAGUUUGGGGCUAACAGGAAGGGAGGAAGCGACAGCAGCAAUUCAUCAGCGCCCCUGUCCUAGCAGAAAAGACGCUAAACGAUUCCACCUGCCAUUAAGUACUGGCGGGAUCAACCCUGAAUGCUGAAAAUGCUCCAGUCUCACGCGCACCCUCUUUCUGCCAACUACUAGCUGUGUCACCUGCAUCGAGAGAGCAGAACAAUGUUCUGUGCCUCAGUCUCCUCACCUGUAAAAUGGGUGCAGUUAUGGUAUAUGCCGGUGGGAUGUACUGGCCUUUCCUUCACGCUGCUUGGCCAUACCUCCUUGGAAUGUUCCUCCCUCCGCCUUUUACACUGGGCUUUGUCAUGUGACUUGCUCCAACCAAUGGGAAUUUAGCAGUGGGGGGGGGCGCCAGUCAGGGCUUAGAAGUGUGAUCUCAGUGGGCUUGCUUUCUCCUGCCUCUUGAACUCCCAUGAGAACAUGCCUACGGAGCCUACUAUUCCAAGAAGGAUUUAAAAGCUGCCUAAGGUGGACACCCCAGCCAAACUGAUAUGCAUGGCAGACAGCGUGGCUUCAUGGGCCGAGGGAAUCACCCCCAGAGGGGAUCAGCAGCGCCCUCCUUCCUCCUUGUUGUCUUCACUGACUAGUUAAACCUCCGCCCCCAGCUUCAGCUAGGGCAGUGGGAGAGAGAAUGGCAGAAGACAGUGGGAACAUUUAUGAUACAGAAUCAAAAUGCCUUGAUAAAAGAUUAAAUGUAGGGAGCAGGAGGAACAGAAGAUUCCUAUCUCUGACUCCAGACACAAAGUAAAUAGUGGGUUCUGACCCAAAAUAGGGAACUGGAUGGAGAAAUAGGUUUGAUCAGACAGUGGGGUGAGGGGGGGAGGUGGAGGAAGUGGCCCCCCAACACAGUCAAAGCAAACCUCCCUGCCAUCAUUAAAGACAGCUGUAGGCUGGGCACUGAUGAGGUGAGCAGUGUCCUCCGCCCAAUUGUCAUGUUCCUGGAACAAAACCUAUACCUCAUCCCUUGGUAAUAUUGUCUGCUUAACCAAAGUUACAGGCUGGCCCAACAAUUCCCAGCAUGUAUUAUCUGCUCACUCUAAUCCCUACACUGGGCAUCAGCAGAGAGCCAAGGAGUCCGACUCAUGUGAUAAAUCACA